Messenger RNA from Pygocentrus nattereri (red-bellied piranha), 4195 nucleotides. It is a transcript of the gene zeb1b, whose product is annotated as zinc finger E-box binding homeobox 1b. Gene Ontology annotation, molecular function: DNA-binding transcription factor activity, RNA polymerase II-specific; RNA polymerase II cis-regulatory region sequence-specific DNA binding. The coding region runs from base 81 to 3419 and encodes 1112 amino acids. NCBI's taxonomy places the organism in Eukaryota, Metazoa, Chordata, Actinopteri, Characiformes, Serrasalmidae. The record is from RefSeq and is a predicted model, not a curated record. The transcript is spliced from 8 exons. Gene Ontology annotation, biological process: regulation of transcription by RNA polymerase II; anatomical structure development.
UGUGGAGCGGAGGGGAGGUGUGGGGGCGAGAGGAGGUGACUCUCCGGCAAGCGUUUACACACACACACAGCGAAAGGAUCAUGGCGGAUGGCCCCAGGUGUAAGCGCAGAAAGCAGGCGAACCCGCGGCGAACGAGCGUGAGUAACUACAGCCAUGUACUGGAAGGCCAGUCAGACUCUGAUGAUGAGGAUAAGCUUCACAUCGUGGAAGAAGCGGGGAGCCCCCUGGAUGGAGCUGAUGGAGACAGUGUGGCCCAUGACGAUGACCCCAACGGCCCUGAGGACAGAUGGGAUGAAGUGAAAGAAGAGUGUGUGUCAGAAGAAGAUGAGAGAAGCAGGGAUGCUCUGGUUGAGGAGAUGCUUCAGCAGGGAGACACAGCAGUCAUUUUUCCAGAGGCACCAGAGGACGAACCUCGCCAGGGCACACCAGAGACAAGCGGCCAUGACGAGAACGGCACGCCCGAUGCAUUCUCUCAGCUCCUCACCUGUCCGUACUGCUCUCGCGGCUACAAGCGCUACACGUCUCUGAAGGAGCACAUAAAGUACAGGCACGAGAAGAGUGAGGAUAACUUCAGCUGCUCACUCUGCAGCUACACCUUCGCCUACCGCACCCAGCUCGACCGACACAUGACCGCACACAAAGCAGACAGAGAUCAGCGACAUGUAACCCAAACAGGGGGUGGAGGAAACCGUAAGUUUAAGUGCACUGAAUGUGGCAAAGCCUUCAAAUACAAGCACCACCUGAAAGAACACCUGCGCAUCCACAGUGGAGAGAAGCCAUACGAGUGCUCUAACUGUAAGAAGCGUUUUUCCCACUCCGGUUCCUACAGCUCCCACAUCAGCAGCAAGAAAUGCAUUGGCCUCAUCUCCGUCAACGGUCGGCCGCGGCCUUCCCAAGCCACAGGUGGCGCCAAAACCCCUCAGUGCCCUUCUCCAUCCCUGCCCUCCUCCCCUGCCACUGCACGCACACAGCUCAGAGACAAACUGGACCACAGUAAGCCCCUGCAGGAGCAGCUCCCACUCACACAGAUCAAGUCUGAGCCACUGGACUAUGAGUACAAGCCUGUGGUGGUGGCCCCAGCUGCUGGAGGAGUGAAUGGGGUUUUCCAGGGUGGAGCAGCAGCCCCUCUGCAGGGGGCGGUGCAGGCUGUGGUUCUGCCAACUGUGGGCCUGGUCUCGCCAAUCAGCAUCAACCUGGGCGACCUGCAGAAUAUGCUAAAGGUGGCGGUGGAUGGGAACGUGAUCAGGCAGAUGCUGGAGAACGCUCAGACCAAAGGCCAGCCCACAGGCCCUGGGAGAGUGGCUAUAGCCCAGGCUCCACAGCAAGUUAUCCAAGCCAUUAGUCUUCCAAUUGUGGACCAGGAUGGAACGGCCAAAAUUAUCAUCAACUACAGCCUGGAUCCAUCACAGGCCCAGGCAGCGCUGCAGAACUUGAAGAAAGAGCCUGUAGGAAAGAACACUGAUGCCUGCAAGGCAGAGAGACUGCCUGAGGACCUGACAGUCAAAAGCAAGACAAGCAGGGACAAAACCACCAUCACUGUGGGUGAGGAGAAGCAGCAAGAGAAGGGAAGCGAUGCAGCAUCCAAACACUGUGGCAAAGAAGGACAGCAGAUCAAUGGGACGCACCUAGAGGAGAAAACUGAAGCAGAUAUUGGACUGUGUCCUGGGCAGCCACCACUAAAGAACCUCCUGUCAUUGCUUAAGGCUUACUUUGCCUUAAACGCUGAACCCACCAAGGAGGAGCUGGCCAAGAUCUCAGAGUCAGUCAGCCUUCCUAUCGAAGUGGUCAGGAAGUGGUUUGAGAAGAUGCAAUCUGGGCAGAUUUCUGUAGAAUCGUCUUCUCCUGCACCGCAGGACGAGCAGGAUACUGGUGGAAAUGCUAGUGGAACACCAGAGGAAAUCCUCAAGUCUACCCUGGAACAGGACAAGGAAAGGAGCCCAGCAGAGCAGGAGAACGAACUUCAUAGCCCAGCAGAGGGCGCUACAGCUGGGACCAACGGGACAGAAAGCGGCCCAGCAUCCCCUUCACCACUAAACCUGUCCGCAGACGGGCCCGUCCCAGCCCGAACCGCAGAGGAGGGCGAGGGACCCCUUGAUCUGUCCCUCCCUAAAUCCGCAGCUGCAACUAAUGCAGCUAGCGCUCAUGCUAACACUGUUUACUCGGCUCAGGACGAGCCACUGAACUUGACUUGCACAAAGAAGGAAGCGCUGGGCAACGCAAGCGCUGGUGCUGCAGUCUAUGCCAGCCAAACAAGUGCCAAUCCCAUAAACAUUGUGACCACUCAACUGCCCACGCUGGUGGCAAUCACCGAGCAGGGCCACGGGCAGUGUCUGCGUGCCCUCACCACCACUAAACAGACCAUCCUGAUUCCACAGCUGGCCUACACCUACACCACUACAGCCUCCAGCCCAGCAGGGGGUGACACACAACAGAAGACUAUACUGCAGGUCAAUGGCAUCAAGGAAGAGAAGCAGGAGAGCAGUUCAGAGGUGGCUACUGUAUUGGAGGAGCAGACAGACUCAGACUCUGGCCCAGUGAGGAAGAAGAUGAAGAAGACUGAAAACGGACUGUAUGCCUGCGACCUGUGUGACAAAAUCUUCCAGAAGAGCAGCUCACUGCUUCGACAUAAAUAUGAACACACAGGUAAACGGCCUCACGAAUGUGGAAUCUGCAGCAAAGCUUUCAAACACAAGCACCACCUGAUCGAGCACUUGCGUCUGCACUCAGGAGAAAAGCCGUACCAGUGCGAUAAGUGCGGCAAACGCUUCUCUCACUCGGGCUCGUACUCGCAGCACAUGAACCACCGCUACUCCUACUGCAAGAAGGAGGCCCAUGGGCAGGGCAUGGCGCAGAGCACCGAAGAGGAGGAGAACCACAGUGAAGAACAGCCUCGGCCAGAGAGCACUGCAGCGUCACCUCCAUCACAGCUGGACUCGGAUGAGCGAGGGAGCAGCGCCAGAGAGGACGAGGAGAGCGAGGAGGAGGAGAUGGGCUCCGGCAGCGUGGUGGACGAGGACGAGAUCCAGGUGGUCAGGAUCGGGGAGGAAGGAGGAGAGGAAGAUGAGGAAGAACAAGAGGAGAGGAUGGAGGAGACGGAGGAAGGAGCCGAGGAACAUGUCAGGGAAAACGGAAGACAAGAGGAGACGGUGGAAACACUAGAAGGAGGACAGGGAGAGGGAGAGAAAGAUGGAGAGAUGAUGAAGGUUGUGGUGAUGCAGGGAUGCGAGGAAGAGGAGGAUAACGAAAGAGCAGAAGAACAAAUGGAAAACGCAGAGCCGAUGGACACGCAGGAGAAUGAGGAGCAGGAACAAGCAGGGGGUGCAGGAGAGAAGGAUGAAGGUGAGGAGAAAGGAGAACUUGUGAAGGAGAACGGUGCAAAUGAAGGAAACACAUCCAGCGAAAAUGGAGAUGUGAAAUGAAGAGGAAAAGAUAAACAGCUGGGCUUUUGUCGCCCUCAUCCUUUGCUACAUCGUUUUACAAAUGUUACUAAUUUGAAGGAACAAAGACUGCAGAUGCCGUCUCUUCCAGAGUAUUGACUGUGCAGUAAUGAAGAGAGGAGGAGGAGGAGGAGGAGGAGGAGGAGGAGCGCUGGAGCGCUGACGCUGCAUUUUAGCCCACUACUGUGUAUAAAAUCCCCUGGUGUGCCUGAUAAUACAAAACAAAACUAGUUGCUUUUCCAGUGUUUAUGAAUAUGGUUUGUAUAAAUACAAAGUUUAACAAACAAAAAUUGACGCAUAUACGGACUGAAAGCUAGACACGUUUUAGCUAAUAAUGUUUUAUUACUAAAACACCUUGGGUCAAUUUCUUUUUAUCAGUGUUACUAAUUUUUUGUCACUCUUGUUUAAACCUUAAAAAGCUGUACAGUUGGGAGAGAGAUUUCUAUAUGUUUUUAUUGCCAAUGAACAAAACUCAGUAUUUUAUUGCAUUUGAAGGAAAAAAAAUCCUGUGCACUACCAUUCUCCCAGUUUACCGAUGGAUCACCUCUGUGGGCCUUGUGUUGUUUAAUGUCUACCUUUCAGUAUUAGCACUCUAGAGCUAACCCCUAUGCCAUGCUAGCCUGUGCUAGCUCAACAUUUACCUGUCUGUUUUGUUUUUGAAGUGGUCUGUGAGCCUUAAAUGUAAAAAAAAAAAAAAUAGACAAAAAGAUUUACACGGGUUUGGUGGGGUGGCAGGGUGGUAGUAACCUAAUCUUAAA